Molecule: messenger RNA, 1413 nt
Organism: Anisakis simplex (herring worm)
Lineage: Eukaryota; Metazoa; Nematoda; Chromadorea; Rhabditida; Anisakidae
Source: the annotation of a GenBank genome assembly
AUGGAGUUCAAACAAAGCUCUCGCGCUAUCCGUAAAUCACUUUUGAGUGGUGCUCGGGUUACAGGAAACAAGACGAAUGCCGCUUCACGACAAGUCAACCUGCAAAUGUACGACGAGCCGCCGAUCGAUGAUAUUUCAAUCAAAGAAUUUGGUGAAAUGGCCUUGAAUCGUUUGAAAAUUCUUCGAUUGCUCGAACAAUUUCAGGAACGUUUUGCGGGCAAUUUGGAUAAAGUUUGUGAAGCACUCUCGAAGGAAUUAUUGAAACUGAUGCCAAUUGCAUGCGGUAUGUGUCCUGAUGAUAAGUUGGCUGAAGCUAGACGUGAGGAUUUGAUAUCACAUUUUAUAUUGCGAUUACUGCAUAUAAGCGUGUUCCUUGCUUUACUGAUUGGAUACAUUCUGUUGAAGGAUAGAAAUCAAGUAAUCUGGAAGGUUCGUUUCAUUCACGCAGUGGAAUGGAUCCGUAAAAGGGACGUUUUUGUGCAGGACGGUUACGUUUAUUUGCCGAACGAUGAUGUCUUAGCGAUCAUUAUCGCUAAACUUCGUAUUAAUAUGUCCGCGUCAAUGGCGCGCGCUCGUAGCUAUUUUCAUUUUCUUGAUGAAGGCGAUCGUUUGUUACCGUUACUGAAAAAUAUCUCUGAAAGAUCUUAUGUGGGCAAGGAAUAUGACGGAAAAGAUGCUAAGCGUAUCACCGGUGAUAUGGUUGAUGAGUUAUCGACGAAAUCAUUUCCACUGUGUAUGCGACAGAUUCAUACUCGGUUGCGUGUUGAUCACCAUUUGAUGCAUUCAGCUCGAAUGCAAUACGGUCUCUUCUUGAAAGCCAUCGGAAUGACUCUCGAGGAUGCGUUGGCGUUCUUCCGUGCUGAAUUCACCAAGAAAGUCGACAGCGAUAAGUUCGAUAAGCAGUAUGCCUAUAAUAUUCGACAUAAUUACGGCAAAGAGGGCAGUCGUCGCGACUAUAAAGCUUAUUCGUGUGCUAAAAUUAUACUCGGUGAUGCGCCGACCGGCCAACAAUGUCACGGAUGUCCUUUUAGACACAACGAUGAUUUAGAACUCACACGAAAAUUGCAAAACAUUGGUCUUUCAAAUCAGCAAAUCACAGCUAUUUUAUCGCUGACGAAAGAGAAAAGCUAUGAGCGUGCGUGUACGAGAUAUUUCGAGUAUACGCACAAAAUGAGUGAAGGCUCACUUGGAAGUAAUAUUGCACAUCCGAAUGAGUAUUUUGAAUUGUCACGACAGAUUUAUGAUGGAACUAGAAGCAGGUUGGCUCUGCACUUUUUGUUACUAGAAACAGUUCCCGUUCAUGAGGUAUCAAUAAGUCAUGACAGCCAUCGUACACUUAACGAUAUGAACACAUCUAGCAUUCAAGAAUCGAUGGAUGUCGACGACAGCGACCUAAUCGAUCUUGAAGACUAA